AUGGCGCAGGCGCCGUCCGAACCUUACGACCCUUACCUCCCCCGCAAUGGCUCCUCAUCCAAUCCCGCUGGCGGGUCAAGUCAAGGUGGAAACCCUAAAACCGCAGCUAUCCAGCAACAAAUUGACGACACCGUCGGCAUUAUGAGGGAGAACAUCACAAAAGUCGCAGAACGUGGAGAAAGAUUGGACUCAUUACAGGAUAAGACAGACAACCUUGCUGUUUCGGCACAGGGCUUCCGUCGUGGUGCUAACCGAGUACGGAAGAACAUGUGGUGGAAAGACAUGAAGAUGCGCAUGAUCAUUGGCGUCGCGGUAGCAAUCAUCAUAAUCAUCAUCGUAGUCAGCAUUGUGAAGGCAACGCAUCACUAG
Suillus plorans is the source of this 369-nucleotide messenger RNA. RefSeq names its product synaptobrevin-like protein. Gene Ontology annotation, biological process: vesicle-mediated transport; vesicle fusion. Bases 1 to 369 code for a protein of 122 amino acids. The transcript has 6 exons. Gene Ontology annotation, molecular function: SNAP receptor activity; syntaxin binding. Lineage: Eukaryota; Fungi; Basidiomycota; Agaricomycetes; Boletales; Suillaceae. Gene Ontology annotation, cellular component: plasma membrane; SNARE complex. The record is from RefSeq and is a predicted model, not a curated record.